Messenger RNA from Nematolebias whitei (Rio pearlfish), 1408 nucleotides. RefSeq names its product GTP-binding protein 10 (putative) (gene gtpbp10). Gene Ontology annotation, molecular function: GTP binding; GTPase activity; magnesium ion binding. Gene Ontology annotation, cellular component: mitochondrion. The coding region runs from base 86 to 1243 and encodes 385 amino acids. The record is from RefSeq and is a predicted model, not a curated record. The transcript is spliced from 10 exons. NCBI's taxonomy places the organism in Eukaryota, Metazoa, Chordata, Actinopteri, Cyprinodontiformes, Rivulidae.
UCUCCGCUCCGUCCUUUACUCCACAUGCGAGCUAACAGUUAGCAUUGGUGAUAAACAAGAAAAGUGGACAUAAACGUGUUUUAAAAUGGUCCACAUCAGUCGGAUUUGCUUCCGAAAGUAUGGAAAAUUUAUAGAUAAUCUUCGUCUGUACGUUCGUGGAGGCAGCGGCGGAAUGGGUUUGCCUCGUCUCGGAGGGAAAGGAGGGAACGGUGGCGAUGUUUGGGUAGUGGCGGCACAUAACAUGACUCUAAAGAAGAUCAAGGACACCUACCCGCUGAAACGAUGCAUAGCUGGAUGCGGAGAAAACAGCAGUAUCCGAGCUUUGAAGGGAGUGAAAGGGAGCGACAAGGAGAUUUUGGCUCCUGUUGGAAUCACUGUGACCACAGAUGAUGGCAAAAUAAUUGGUGAUCUCAAUGCUCUGGGUGAUCGUGUGAUGGUGGUAAAAGGAGGAGCUGGAGGCACUUUUGACUCCGAGUUUCAGCCUAAGAAAGGCAAGGCUAAACACAUCAGGCUGGACCUCAAACUUAUUGCCGAUUUGGGCUUCGUGGGGUUUCCAAAUGCAGGGAAGUCAUCUCUCCUCACAGCCUUGUCUAAUGCCACACCUCAGAUUGCCAGCUAUGCUUUCACAACUUUGAAGCCUGAGAUUGGUAAACUAAUAUAUCCAGAUCAUAAGCAAAUCUCUGCUGCCGAUCUCCCAGGGUUGAUCGAGGGGGCUCACAUGAACAAAGGCAUGGGCCACAAAUUCCUGAAGCACGUGGAGAGGACCAAGCAGCUGUUAUUUGUGGUGGAUGUCGGCGGUUUUCAGCUGGCAAGUAAAACGCCUUUUAGGUCAGCCUUCGAAGCUGUGCAACUUCUCACCAAGGAGUUGGAGUUGUACAAAGAGGAGCUUCUGUCAAAGCCUGCAUUGUUGGUGGUCAAUAAAAUGGACCUGCCUGGCGCUGAAGACAAACUGUCUGAGCUGAAAGAACAACUACAAAACCCAGAAGAGUUUGUGGAUUUGCUGCCUGAUGACAUGAUACCGAACAAUUACCUGACCUUCAGACACGUGGUGCCCGUUUCUGCCAUCACUGGGUUCGGUGUCGACCAGCUGAAGAUGAGCAUUCGACAGUCGCUCGAUGAGCAGGCCACUGUGGAAACUCAAGCCACCCACCAAGAGAAGCUGCAGGAACUUCGAUACCACUCGCACGAACAAUCAAAAAUACCUGGACAACAUCUGACACGUGCAGUGCAUGGUAACAAGUGACUGGUGUACGAAGUAUUUGAACUUUGAAGAUGGGAAGAUUCACGCUGAGAGAAAGAAUGACUGCGAUGGAAACCUGCUGGCUUCGCUGGGACCUUUUUAUCACGUUGCCGGACGCUCAGGUCCAUAAAAAGAAGUUCGAGUCAAACUGACCGCUCGUUAACUUGG